Triticum aestivum (bread wheat) is the source of this 731-nucleotide messenger RNA. RefSeq lists its product as uncharacterized. The coding region runs from base 52 to 540 and encodes 162 amino acids. NCBI's taxonomy places the organism in Eukaryota, Viridiplantae, Streptophyta, Magnoliopsida, Poales, Poaceae. The transcript has 3 exons. The record is from RefSeq and is a predicted model, not a curated record.
GAUCGUUUGGGCCACCCGUCAGCUCCACUUGCUGACCUCCAGUCCUCCACCAUGAAUCGGGGAUUCCCAAUCUCGUGUCCCCGGAGCUCCCUUCCCUCCCAGCGCCGUCGCCUCUUGCCCUCACCGUCUGGCUCGGACGGGGAAGCACGGCUGCGUGGAGGAGGCCUCGAUCUGACGCCCUGUGAUCUCGCCGUCCCGGCCCGACAGGCGGCGGUGGCCACCCCCAUUCUCUGCGGCGGCCUGUCUGCCUCCCAGAUCCGGCCGGCGCUGCCUGUCCACCGCGGCCAGACCAAGAAGACCGACCAUGGGGCGUUUGAAGAGGACGGGAAGCAAAAGGGUGGAAGGAGGAUCAGUCAGACAUGUUGCCCAAAUAAUAUUUAUGUGGUUCUGAUAAAAAGAAGAAAGAGGAAAGGAACAAAUAAGUUAAUUGGAUCUCAUGAUUAUUGUAGACUUGGAGUGACGACUCUUCAUACAAAAUUGCAAAGUCCAUAUUGUGUUGGACCUCCAUUGAUGUCGAUGUUACAUCCAUCAUCCAAGUAGCUGGAUUACAGUUACUCUUUAUUUUUGGGACUCCAGAAAUUUUCUAUCAAGUGGACAAGCAAAAUUCAAUCUAUUAGAACCAAAGGACACGUCACAAAUAUGGCAGAGCCAUGCCACAACCGUGCUUCCUCUCUGAAAACACCGAAACACAUACAUGGAUAUGCAAACAAAGUUCUUUAGUAUGUUUUUAG